Ricinus communis (castor bean) is the source of this 981-nucleotide messenger RNA. Its product is annotated as probable phospholipid hydroperoxide glutathione peroxidase. Gene Ontology annotation, molecular function: glutathione peroxidase activity. The coding region runs from base 51 to 761 and encodes 236 amino acids. Gene Ontology annotation, biological process: response to oxidative stress. The transcript is spliced from 6 exons. NCBI's taxonomy places the organism in Eukaryota, Viridiplantae, Streptophyta, Magnoliopsida, Malpighiales, Euphorbiaceae. Gene Ontology annotation, cellular component: cytosol. The record is from RefSeq and is a predicted model, not a curated record.
UCCAAGAGUCGUUGUCCUUAUUGGGGCCAUUUUAGUGCUUAAAAAGAUCAAUGCUUUGUAGUUCUUCAACUAGAUUUCUCUCUCUAAGAAGUGUUGGCUUAGCUUCGUUUCUUGUUUCAAAGCAAUCAUCUUUCAAUUCAAAGCAAACCCUUCUGCAAUCUUUUCAUAAUUCAACUGUUCCUUUGGUUUCUCGCUCCAUUAAUAGAACAGGGAAUUCAAGGUCUGUGUUUUCUUCUUUAAGACUUGAUCAUACGAUGGCUGCACCAUCUGAACCUAAAUCAGUCCAUGACUUCACUGUUAAGGACGCUAGGGGAAAUGAUGUUGAUCUCAGCAUUUACAAGGGGAAGGCUCUCUUGAUAGUUAAUGUGGCUUCGCAAUGUGGCUUGACUAAUUCAAACUACACUGAGCUGACUCAGUUAUACCAGAAAUACAAGGAUCAAGGCUUGGAGAUUCUGGCUUUUCCAUGCAACCAAUUUGGAUCUCAGGAGCCAGGCACCAAUGAACAGAUCAUGGAGUUUGCUUGUACUCGUUUUAAGGCUGAGUAUCCAAUUUUUGAUAAGGUUGAUGUGAAUGGAAACAAUGCUGCUCCUAUCUACAAGUUUUUGAAGUCUAGUAAAGGUGGACUUUUUGGGGACGGCAUUAAGUGGAACUUUUCCAAGUUCCUGGUUGAUAAAGAUGGCAAUGUUGUCGAUCGUUAUGCCCCAACUACUUCCCCUCUUAGCAUCGAGAAAGAUGUUAAGAAACUGCUGGGGGUUGCGUGAGUAGCGGAAGGCAGGCUUAAUCAAAUAGUGGAGAAUAAGUGAAGAUAUCACAACGAAUAAGCACUGUGAAGAAGGGAUGUAGUUUUAUAGUCUGUUUCCCUGAUAGAAAAUGUGUAUUUCAACUCCAUGAUCAGACUUAUUUUCUGAUUGUUUAAAUACUCUAGUAGAAUUCCAAAUGCUUGAUGUUUCUAUAUAAAAGAUCUAGCAGCAUUUCCUUUUU